CAAUGCUGGCCUUAAGUCAGGAGGACACGCUUUUGUAUUGCUCCUAUGUCAUAGCCGCUUUCGAUAUGCUCUGUGCCGUGCUCUUUGCCCUGCUCUCCUUGGGUCUUGUAGUGCAACAUCUCAGCUGGCUGACCAUAUUUGCGACCUGCUUUGGCAUAUUUUGGUUCUCACUAAUCGUCCUGCUAGUUGUGGGCCUAUAUAGGCGUGAUACCCGCUAUAUGCGCUACUGGCUCAGUUUCUCCAGCGCUGGCAUACUAAUUGAGAUGUUUCUGAUUCUUUAUGGAUUCUUCAGCGAGACCAAAUUCCAGUUGAGCAUGGCCAAGAACAUCAUAUUAUUGCUACUGGGAUUGAUUGUCGAGAGCUGCUUCGUCUACAUUAUCUUUCAGUUCUACAAUGUGCUCUGCAAGUGUCCCUACCAUCCCCCGACCCCGUGCAGGCGUUCAUCACAGCGCACGCCUCAGCGCACUCCACAACGCCAGUCGAAGGGACGCAGGCAGAAAAAAUCCCAACAUUCAUCUGGCGGAACGAGAAUGCUGCAGAGCAGUACCGAUCAAAGCGACUACCGAUGUGGCCAGGGACCGCUCGCGUAUUUCACUUCCGGCCCAGUGAUGGAUUCUGACCAUAUACAAGUAUGUCCUCAGGCGCAAGGUGGAAGGCCAUCACCAAAGUCACCAGCAUCGGGGCAUUAUUGUAAUUAGCGUUGUGUGCGUGUGUGGUUGCUUGUAUGUAUUCCAAUUGCUAUAUUUUCUGCAACGUAUACGUAAUAUUUUGUAAAAACUCAAAAA
Molecule: messenger RNA, 785 nt
Organism: Scaptodrosophila lebanonensis
Lineage: Eukaryota; Metazoa; Arthropoda; Insecta; Diptera; Drosophilidae
Exons: 4
Coding region: 3-698 (231 amino acids)
Source: RefSeq, a predicted model, not a curated record